GCGCGCCGGCUCCUCCGCCCGAGGGAGGGGACGCCUGGGGUGCCGGGGGGGGGGGCCGCUUGCGUCAUUUCCGUCCAGGCCGGAACUCAAGAUGGCUGCGCUCUUGCUGAGACACCUUGGCCGUCACUGCCUCCGGGCCCACGUUAAUUCUCAGCUUUGUCUCAGAAAUGCUGUUCCUUUGGGAACCUCCGCUAAGGAAGAGAUGGAGCGGUUCUGGAAUAAGAACACGAGCUCAAACCGUCCUCUUUCUCCCCAUAUCACUAUCUACAGUUGGUCUCUUCCCAUGACAAUGUCCGUUGGCCACCGUGGCACUGGUAUAGCCUUAAGUGGAGGGGUCUAUCUUUUUGGCCUGUCUGCCCUGCUGCUUCCUGGGAACUUUGAGUCUUACUUGAUGUUUGUGAAGUCCCUGUGCUUGGGGCCAGCAGUGAUCCACACAGCUAAGUUUGUGCUUGCCUUUCCUCUCAUGUACCACGCGUGGAAUGGGAUCCGACACUUGAUGUGGGACCUAGGGAAAGGCCUGGCGAUCCCCCAGGUGCAGCAGUCUGGAGUGGCCGUCUUGGUUCUUGCUGUGCUGUGCUCUGUGGGGCUGGCAGCCAUGUGAAGAGCUGAAAUUCCAGCAUGGUCCUAUACAUUAUCACCCUCAUUUAUGUCCCUGUUUAUCACUCUUGUCUCCAUCCACCACGGUUCCCCCGAUUUGUAGAUGCCAUGAGUUUCAUAUCCCGUUGGAGCUCAGUACAGAAGCUUGAAGAACCAUAGUAGUAGAGAAAGGUCCUUCUCCCUGGGCCCAGGAGCCCCUACUCCCUCUCCACAUUUGACUUUGAUUUGUGCUGAGGGUCGGCUUUCGACUCCUUCUUGCUGAGACCGUGGAAACAAUGCCAGUUCUGUGGCUGCCCUGGGUGCCACUGCCUGUGGGCUGCUGGCUUAAAGGACAGUUCUGUUCAUUGGUCUGCUCAGGGCCUUCAGCACCCACACAGUGUGACUGAGAGGAGAGAGGUGGAGGGGGAGGGAUUUGCCCUGUCCAGCUAGAGAGAGAUAAAGAGCGAGUUGAUCUUGGAAGCUCGUGCUUGGGGGAAAAGAUAUACAGCUUUUGAUGGAUGAGGAAGAGCCAAAAAAUUGUAUUUUCUGUUCUUUCUGUUUUUCACUUCUAAUAAAAACGCCUUUAAUGUCCUGUUUUCUAAUCUAAA
Messenger RNA from Peromyscus maniculatus bairdii (prairie deer mouse), 1184 nucleotides. RefSeq names its product succinate dehydrogenase complex subunit C (gene Sdhc). The record is from RefSeq and is a predicted model, not a curated record. Gene Ontology annotation, molecular function: electron transfer activity. Lineage: Eukaryota; Metazoa; Chordata; Mammalia; Rodentia; Cricetidae. Gene Ontology annotation, biological process: tricarboxylic acid cycle; mitochondrial electron transport, succinate to ubiquinone. Gene Ontology annotation, cellular component: respiratory chain complex II (succinate dehydrogenase); membrane.